AUGGAAAGUAAUCGUAAGAUCUCCGCGAUCUCUAUCCCAUUGCUAAUCUUGAUCGUUUACGUAUGGAAUUCGAUGGCGGAUGAGCAAAGCGGAUCGCAGAGGCAGCUUCACGCCUCGAGUAGCGGUGAAAAUUACGAAAGUGCCGAGGAGCUUCAAGAAUUUGAGAUGGACGAACUUAUAAAAAAUCUCGAGGCAAGCAUCAAUGCCCAAGAGGCGACCAGCGAGGAGUUGAUUAAGGAGGAGAACCAACGAGACUCGAGAGGCAUGGCGCAGCAGCGUAAGCCCUCGAGCGGCGAUAAAACCGGCGUAUUUGAAGGGCCGACAGGUAGUGGUACGAUAAUUCCGAAUCCAAGAGAUCGGAAGUCCAUAAACGCCAGAAGAACUGGAAGGGAUCAACAAGCGGACAUUUCAGCGGUGAUCGACGAUCUCGAUGCUCGUGCACGAAUCCAUAAGAAAAAGACACGUGACAAUUACGAGGAUAUUGACGAGCUUAUUAAAGAAGCUUAUGGUUUGGCGAGUGAACGCUCGUCCGACAGUUGGCUCCAUCGCAAUCAACUCAGCGAUUACGAGAAGGACGACCAGUACCGGCGCUCCUUACUCCACUUACUGAACCUUUACCGCCUCUCCGGUAAGCGAGACCGCGCGGACAAUGAAAGGGAGGAAGAUGAUGAUGAGGAAAAGGAGGCGGAGAAGAAGUCGCUGAGUCACGAUCGCUCGAUGCGGCAUCGGUCUGAGCGUCGUCUGAGCAAGAACCUACGGUUCGUCGAUUCCGGCAAAUCUCGACACCUGGACAGGAGUCGGCUACUGGCGGAUCACAUUGCCGAGUCGGCUUUACUUUUGGGCCAGAAGAAGGGCCGAAUCCUCGAGCACCUCAUUGACGACACGGCCAAACGCGACGUGGAGAUUGCGGCAUCCACCGCGGCGGCCUCUUCGACGGCCGUCGACGUUGGUGUGAGUAGCACGGGUGGAGCGGUAAGCACGGGUGGAGCGGUGAACGUUGCCGGGACGGCGAGCACGGCCACCGGGGGUUUGGCCGUCGACGCGGCUCUCGGGGUCUCGGGAGGACUUCGCGUCGAGGGUGCGACGGGCCUCUCCGCGGGUCUCGGCGCCCGCACGAACCUCGGCCUGAGUCUGCUCGGGCAGCUCGGCUCCUGCCAGGACUACGAGCGCAAGAUGAUCAUGGACAUGGCCAUCCAGGAGGCCUCCGCGAUGAUCCGUAGGCUGGCUUACGAGACGAGGAGCGAGAUCGGCUAUAAGAGCGAUCCGGAAUUCGAGAGGCGCAUCCUCGGCCUCGCCAUCGAGUUGGUGAACAGGGUGACGCUGGGUCUGGCCGGCGGCGAAGUCGGCAGCAAGUUCGACCUGUUGGGUAGCUACAGGUACAACGGAGUCGACGACUACCUCAAAUCCUCCGUGCUCGACGCGGAACUGCAGGCCGGCUUGGUCACGAAUGCGGGCUUCGAUUACUUAAGACAUCGCGAUCUCCUCGAGGGCCGGAGGCUUUACGACGACCUCGAUCUCUACGACGAGUAUUUGGAUCACCUGGGGCCCUACGCGCGGGAUCGCUGCGACUCCUGCUCUAAGUACGACAUGAGAAUGGGGAACGUGUGCCCCGUGUGCAAAAGGAGCGGCCCCGAGCCGACCGGGCCUAAGCUUCAGAGUCGGCCGAAGCGCGAGUCAGGCCUGUACGCGGACGACCGGGGCAAGAUUUAUCACCUUCAGAAAUUUCAGCAAAAUAAGAGACACAAAUCAGGCGGCGUUUGGGAAGACGUUAAUAAACUUUACAAUUUUAAUGACUACGAAAAUACUAGAUUCAUCAACUUGAGUAUGAAUUGUAGUGGGACGUCUGAAUUCGCAAAUCCGGAUUGUCAAAGGCUACAAUUAAAACUUGUGACUCCUAAAGACGCAGAUCCGGUGCCACUGUGGACGGUGCGGGACUACUUGAGCCAGGGUCGAGACCUCGGAGCGGACAUGCACGAGCGCGGCCGGGAGCUGCAGAUUGCCGAGGGUCUGCGACCAUCGGCUCACACGGCUUCGAUGCUGCACUUCAUGAACGGCCGAACCACGGGGACGACCGUCAGGCUGAACGAGGAGUCGCAGAUCAUGCUCUACGGGACCAAAGUUCUCCAGGAGAAAUUACGGACCGAGUAUAACGUGAAGCCACGCGCAUUCCUUGAUUUUCUCCAGCAUCAUGGAUUCCGUGUCACUGGAAAUGAAACCUGUCACUCUCGGCAAAAGCGCUGCAACAGUUUGGCGAAAUUCCGAAGCAUCGAAGGAUCUUGCAAUAAUUUUAUCAACCCCUCCUGGGGCCAAAGCAACACUGCUUUUGUACGAUUAUUGCCGGCUCGUUACUCUGAUGGCAUCCACGCACUCCCACUCGGCUCAUCGGGUGGCCCCUUACCGAACCCCAGGACCCUCAGCGCCCGUUUGUUUCCAAGACGUAACGCCACCGAUUCGCUCUUCACCCUCGCUCUCAUGCAAUGGGGCCAAAUUAUCGCCCACGACUUCGCGCGACAGACGAUCGACCAGACCGUCGAGGGAGGUGUCGAGUGCUGCACCGACACCGGCAAGCGCCCAUUACCCAAGACACUCCAGCAUCACUCAUGUCUGCCCAUCGUCAUACCCACGGACGACGAUCUUUACGCCCGAUACGGCCAGACUUGCAUGAACUUUGUGCGCAGCAUGACGGUCGUGAGGGAGGACUGCUCGCUGGGACCGGCGAACCAGUUGAACGGUGUCUCGAGUUUCCUCGAUUUAUCUCCAGUUUAUGGUGCGGACCGAGCCACGAGCGACACUUUGCGCGAAUUCCGAGGUGGGCGUAUGCGCAUUGAGAUCAGGAGCGAUCGCGUCAUGAUGCCAACAUUAUCAAGAUCUGGAUACUGCGAUGCGCGGACCAAUUCGGACAUUUGCUUCGAAACAGGGGACGUGCGUACCAAUCAGAAUCCUCAAUUGAUAGUGUUGCAAACGCUAUUUAUUAGGGAGCAUAAUCGGAUCGCUUAUGAGCUCGAGGCUUUGAAUCCACACUGGAGGGACGAGCGACUUUUUCAAGAGGCUCGGCGAAUCCUUAUUGCCGAAUAUCAGCACAUAACGUACAGCCACUGGCUUCCGCUUGUUAUUGGAAAGAAAUAUUGCAGAGAGAAUAUAUUCCCAUUGAACGUUGGAUUAUCGAGAGAUUACGACGUGACGAUUAAUCCUGGCACGAUUAACGGCUUCACUUCUGGUGCUUUUCGAUUCCUGCACUCGAUGAUCGAAGGCAACAUUUAUUUAAUGCCCGAUAAGUACAGCAUAUUUUCCACUAUUCGCUUAAGUGACUUUUACUUCCGGCCGCAAAUCGUCGAGACGAACGGUAACUUCGAGGCACUGCUCCGGGGACUUAUUUACCAGACGAUACAGAAGCCAGACGCAAAUUUUCACGAAGAGGUAACCGAAUACUUGUUCCGUUCGGGUAACAAUUUCGGAAUGGAUUUGGAAGCACUUGAUAUACAAAGGGGCAGGGACCAUGGAAUACCUGGCUAUAAUGCGUAUCGCGAAUUGUGCCAUCUCGAUCGUGCCGAAGACUUUAAAGGUCUUAUCAACGAAAUCCCCUUCAACAGCAUUCAGCAAUUACAGAGUAUUUACGAGCACGUCGAUGAUAUUGAUUUGUUGGUUGGCGCUACGAUGGAAACCCGAAUGCCGGGAAGCUUAUUAGGACCAACAUUACAAUGUUUAAUUGGAGAGCAGUUUUAUCGUUCUCGAGUGGGUGAUAAAUAUUUUUACAAUAAUGUUAAUUUCCCUCAUUCUUUCACGCAUGAGCAAUUUUCGGAAAUACAAAAGGCAAGUUUAGCAACGAUGAUAUGUGAAUUGGGCGAGGCUCUAUACGCAGUUCAAGAGAAUCCCUUUAAAGUGAUAUCUCGAAAGAAUCCAAGAAUAUCGUGCUUCGACUUGCCAACCAUUAAUUUAGAAUAUUGGAAAGAGGAAGAUUAA
Ceratosolen solmsi marchali is the source of this 3960-nucleotide messenger RNA. Its product is annotated as eosinophil peroxidase-like. Gene Ontology annotation, molecular function: peroxidase activity; heme binding. Lineage: Eukaryota; Metazoa; Arthropoda; Insecta; Hymenoptera; Agaonidae. Gene Ontology annotation, biological process: response to oxidative stress. The record is from RefSeq and is a predicted model, not a curated record. The transcript has 15 exons. Bases 1 to 3960 code for a protein of 1319 amino acids.